This is a messenger RNA of Rosa rugosa (rugosa rose), 957 nucleotides long. RefSeq lists its product as uncharacterized. The record is from RefSeq and is a predicted model, not a curated record. Bases 1 to 957 code for a protein of 318 amino acids. Lineage: Eukaryota; Viridiplantae; Streptophyta; Magnoliopsida; Rosales; Rosaceae. The transcript has a single exon. Gene Ontology annotation, biological process: protein transport.
AUGUGGGGGUGGGGGUGGGGGUGGGGAAAAGCUUCAAGGUGCAAGAAACUACUCAAACAAGUCCGGUCCCGGCUUGAGUGCUUGAAAGAGGAAAGGUCUACUAUUUCUACAGAGUUAGGGAAAGAUGUUGAGGAGCUAGACUACAAGGCACUGAACCUCAGGGUCGAACAAGAACAGCAUAUCAGAGACGAAUCUUCGGUGUACACUUUGCUCGACCAUUUCUGCAAGCUCAUCCUCAUGCACUUCUUUUAUAUACGAACGCACAGGCAAUGUCGUCAAAGAGACCUAGCUGUAGCAGUUUCAAGUCUUGUCUUUGCUUCUUCAAGCUUAGGACGUGGGGUGAUUCCUGAGCUUGAGGAGAUCAGGGACUUACUCGGAGAGCGUUACGGGGAGAGUUUUGUUGAAACUGCUGUGAAGUUGUUGCCUGGGAAUCUUGUAAACCCUAACUUCCAGAAGAAUAUUCUCGCUCUCUCCCCAGAAACAGUGGUGCCUAAUGAUAUAGUAAAACAUGAACUGGUUAAACCCUCUUUUACUACUUCUUCUCCUGAUGAGGCACCAGAAAGAUCAUCAGCAGAGAAAAAGGACGACGAGAAUCGGAACAAUGAAUUACAACUUAUCAGCUUACAAUCUCCUAUGCAUGUCCACCCCAAAUUGCCUGAUUGGGAUGAUAUAUUUACUAAGUUCAGUGCUCUCAAGAAGCCUAAGUAUUUGCACCCUAAGUUGCCGGAAUAUGAUGAUAUUACAGCGAAGUUUAAUGCUCUCAAGAUCCCCAUGAAUGAGAACCCUCCUAAUAACUACCAGUUGCAAUUAGAGUACCAUGAUGAUCAUGACAAUAUUGAUGAUAGAGCCAUAUUCGACUAUUCCAGGCUCUCGAUUGAGAGCAGCUGCAAUUUGAUAAGCCCGUCCCCAAUGUUGUUAUUAACGCAAUCACCCCAUAUUGAACACCUAGCUUAUUAG